This is a messenger RNA of Meloidogyne enterolobii, 282 nucleotides long. Lineage: Eukaryota; Metazoa; Nematoda; Chromadorea; Rhabditida; Meloidogynidae. The record is from the annotation of a GenBank genome assembly.
AUGCUGCGUCCCAACGGUGAUGUAAGGAAAUGUUUGCCACACCAACUAAAUCUGUGUUUAAACGCGCUAGAGGAUUCUGCAUUGGUGAUUUUUGUAAAAGUUGACUACUUUUGUUGUAUGGAUAUACCGGCCAGAUUAUGCCCUUCCUAUCGAAAUGUUACCGUUGUAAUUCACAACAAUUUUCCUCAGAGUCAAUUCCCUGUAAGAUCAUUUCACUUUCGAAAGGGUGUUGAAAAGGAGAUAGCCGACGGAAUUCGUGCUGCUGCUGCCAGCCGAAAUUAA